AUGAAAGUCGUCGAUGAAGACGAACCUAUGAAGGUCAAUGAUGAGAACAAAGCCACAAAGGAAAACGAGGAAAAUGAAGCCAAAGAGUUGAAUGAUAAACAGAAAGACAUGAAGGAGAACGACGGAGACGAAGAUACGAAGGUAAAUAAUGAGAACGCAAAGGAGAACGGCGAAGAGGAAACCAUGGGAGCGAGCGACGAAAAUAAGGAAACAAAGAAAACAGGCGAAGAGGAUGCCGAAUCGAAGAUAGAAGAGGAAAUAGCAAAGAAGGACGACGACGAAGCCAUGGAGAUGAGCGAUAAAAACACAUCCAUGAAUGACACCUGUAAAAGUGAAGCCACAAAAACGGAAGAUGAGAGCAGAUCCUUGAAGUUGUUCGACAAAUACAAAACAAAGUUCUCUCACAUUUCGACAGAACGCGCAUUUGUUGAGUUCAUAAUAGCACAUGCAGUUUUUCACUUGAUUGUUAUGAAUUUCUUGAGUUAA
Messenger RNA from Cylicostephanus goldi, 486 nucleotides. NCBI's taxonomy places the organism in Eukaryota, Metazoa, Nematoda, Chromadorea, Rhabditida, Strongylidae. The record is from the annotation of a GenBank genome assembly.